Molecule: messenger RNA, 1179 nt
Organism: Symbiodinium sp. CCMP2456
Lineage: Eukaryota; Dinophyceae; Suessiales; Symbiodiniaceae
Source: the annotation of a GenBank genome assembly
AUGCGGGAGCUGCGAGAUCGCUGCCAUGAGCAGGGCCAAACCGUUGGGCUGCUGACGCAGCGCCUUGCAGAUGCUCGCAGCGCCAUCGCAGCAGAGCUGCAGGACGCCGCGGCCGAACGUGCUGCCCUGGGAGCUGAGCUUUCCGAGGAAUCGCAGCGCAACCGGCUGCAGGCUGCCAUGGUGCACGAAGAAGCAGAAGCCACAUCCAGAGUGGAGGCUUAUGAACAGCAGUUGGCAUCGAUGGUCGCAGUCCGUGGCUCUCUGCAGGCCCAGCUGGAGGCUGCACUAAGGGUGCAGACCGAGCUGCGCGAGCACCUGGCUGCGGAGAGAGACGGCCGCGCCGAGCUGGAGGUGGCUGGCGAGCGAGAGAUGCUUGCCUGGGAGAAGAACAAGGAGAUGAUACACUCCCCAGGCACAGAGUUGCAGAGUGUCCGGGAUGCCCAGACCAAGCUGCAGCAACAUCUAAAUGCCGAGGCCGUGCUCUGUGAGCGCGAGGCUGCAGCUUUGCGAGACCGGAUGGAGGAGCUCGAGGAGGAGAUGCAGGCGGCCGAGGAGAGCAAGCAGCGUUGCACUGUGGCGCUGGGUGCUGCAGGGUGUGAAUGGACACUUUUGCAUGAAGAAGCGGCAGAGGCCGAGCAGGCCGCAAGUGUCAGGAAUGCUGAGCUUGAGAGGAUCACGAGGCAAGCCAGAGAGAUCCAAGCCCAAGUUCAUGGCGUCAAGGAGGAUAUUCUGCAGUGCCGGCAGGAUCACACAGCGCUCGAGCUGAAGCAGGAAAGAGAUUUCCUGCAUGAGGAGGUGCAGCAGGAAGCUCUGCGCCAAGAGGAUCUGUACCUGGAGCUUGACGAAGCCAGGCGGUCGCGGAGCCUCUUCCAGUGCCUCUUCCCACGGAAGCCUCCGCCUGCGCCUCCGCUGCCUCCGCCCAGUGCCACGAUGAGGACUAAGCCUCAGCCCAUAAGAACAUCUCCAACGUUCCAAGGGUCGAGCAGCGGCGGUAUGUCAUCAGCACCUCGUACACAAAACACGGCGCAAAGAUCGCCGCAACGGCAGGGUGCAGGUGAAUCUUCCAGUGAGGAGGAAGACUCGGAAAGUGAGGAUUUGCAGCCUCAGGCAAAGCGGCAUCCAGCUGGAGGUCGUCCCCCGCAAGCCGACACCGAGUUCAUCGAGAGCGAUGAAGUGUAG